This is a messenger RNA of Peromyscus californicus insignis, 7635 nucleotides long. It is a transcript of the gene CUNH16orf86, whose product is annotated as chromosome unknown C16orf86 homolog. The transcript has 4 exons. The record is from RefSeq and is a predicted model, not a curated record. Bases 1 to 996 code for a protein of 331 amino acids. NCBI's taxonomy places the organism in Eukaryota, Metazoa, Chordata, Mammalia, Rodentia, Cricetidae.
AUGGCCUCAGCAGGGGCCAAGAGGCAACCAGAAGCCCAGAAUGGGGCGGCAGUAGGAUUAGCCCAGGUUGCAGACAUCCCUGAGUGUCCAGGACCAGGAGAUAAGAGUCUGGUGCCCGCUCAUGAGACCUGCAGAACCCCGGGUGAAAACAAAUGGUCAGUGGGACACAGCUUCGAGCCGGAACCCCAGGAUGAAGGAAUAAACCGGGGAGAGGAAGGGCUCAAUCCAGGGGUGGAAGCAGGAGAGGAGAGAGGACCCAAGCCCACAUCAACCAUCGUGAGGCCCAGCCAUGGGCCCAAGAGAAAGCCUAUCAACCUUGUCCCAGGCUUGGGUACCCCAGCCCUCCCGGGGCCGAGCUACCAUGCCCAUCCUAGGGCUGAAGCUGAACUGCCACCAGGGAUGCCGCUGCAGAAGGAGGAGCCGGAGGGAAGCCACAGCGAGUCUUCACUGUCUGCUAAACAGCACAAAAAAGCCAAGAAACGCAAGAGUGUAGGGGCUCCUGUGCCCCCCGCUGUAGCCAGCACAUCCGCACCCACAGAGACGCUGGGGCUGGAGCGUGACCUUUACCUGCCUUGGGUUCUUGCAGGCAAAGUCCAGCGCCUGCGGCCACUGUACCAAUAUAUCAACUAUUGCAACCCUGAGCUGAAUCAGGCAGGGGACGGGGACAGAGAGCCAGAGGUGGAGCCUGAGUCGGAGUUGGCCCUGGCUCCUGAGGAGCCAGGUGUGGAGCAGCUGCAGUUGCAGGCCUUGCUGCCCGUGGCAGGUGAGCUGGGCCUAGGCCUUGCUUUGCCCUGCCCUAACACGCUGGUCCCACUCACUCAUUCCCUUCCUUCUCUAGGACAGGAGGUCGGAGAGGACCCUGGGGGGUUGUCUAGUCUAAGGGUGAUUGGCAGCCUCAAGGCUGAGGUGGAUAAGACAACCCAAGUGGACAUUGACAAGAUGCUGAGUGUCUGUGCGGCUCCUCUCGUGCCCCCACUCUCCCCUCAGUACAAGUGACCAUCUACCCCCUGAGAAUGUCUCUCCUCUACGCCUGAACUAGGGCUGUACACUCAGGCCUAGGCUAUCAGGUGGAGGAAGGAAUUUAGUCUUUGUCUGUACUUGGGAAUUCGGGCUCACUGAAAAUAAACAUUUCCCCUUUUAAAGAUUGAUUCCUCAAAUGUGACGCCUAAACUGGGGGAAAGUCUGGGGAGAAGGGAGGAGAGGAUUCACUCAUGCAGAGAUCAACUGGAAUCUUGACGAAUGUGUCAGAGUGGAUGAGGCUGUUGUGUGACGAAACUUUUCCUGGGGAGACACAACACUCACAUCUGCUCCCCCCAGACAGGGAGCCCAGGACGGCCCAAAGUACAGACACCAGCAAAGUCCAACUUGGUGAACCAAUGAGUUUUAUUGGGGUCACUCACAGGAGCAGAAAUGACUCAAAGAUACCCGCAUCACCAAAGCCCACCCCAGCAUGGGGGCCAGCUCACAAAGCUGGGAACCUGGAGCCCACUGCACAGCCUGGAGGCAGCUCAGCAGGUUGGAGAGUGUUCCUUCGAGGUGCCUUAGAUGCUCAGCAAGUUUCGACUUUUUCCAGGCCUCUGGUCUAGUCUGAAAGUCAGCUCAGCUUCCUUCCUCCUGAGCUGGACUCUCAGUUUUUAUUGCUUACUCAGGCAGGGAGGGGCCUGGUGAAUCUGGUCAAUUUCAGGAACUUCCUGAAGCUAUUUUGAGUUGUUUACCUUUUUGUUUAAGGAGCCUCCUCCAGGACAGAAUGUUCUGAUCUCAGAGGAAACUGUUAUACAGCAGAGGUAGGUAGGCAUGGUGUCUGCCUGAGGGUCAGAGAGGCUAAUGGUAGGAGGUGAAGGAGAGGAAUUUGGGGCAGAGGAAAGAGAGGGUUAGGAACCAGUGUUUGAUCCUAUUGCCUGUCUCUUGAAGAAGGGCCUGCAUUUGUCCUGACUUCAAGGGAGUCAAGUCUGGGAUCUCCCUCUGAGGUGGCAAGUUCAUUUGUCUGUCCCAAGACUGGCACUUUUAGAAAGUUUACUACUAACCAGGUGUGGCGAUGCACACCUGUGGCUAGUAAGCGGGGCUUAGGCCUUGCUGUGCCCUUGGGUUUGGUAAGUAGAGGCAGGCAGAUAAUGAAUUCAAGGCCAGGAUAUACUACAUGAGACCCUAUCUUUUAAAAAAGGAAAGGAGCCGGGAGGUGGUGGUGCACACCUUUAAUCCCAGCACUCAGGAGGCAGAGGCAAGGGAAUCUCUGAGUCUGAGGCCAGCCUGGUCUACAGAGUGAGUUCCAGAAGCCAGGGCUAGACAGAGGGACCCUGUCUCUAAAAGCCAAAAAAAGAAAGAGAGAGAGAGAAAGGCUGGAGAGAUGGCUCUUGGUAAAAGCACUUGCUGCUUUUGCAGAGGACCCAGGUUCAAUUCCCAGCACCCACGCAGCACCUUAUGUCUAACUCCUGACCCAGGGGAUCUGACACCCUCUUCUGGCCUCUGCCUGUACUAGAUACACACUAUAGUGUACAGACAUACAUGCAGGCAGAGCACUCAUGUGUAUUAAAUACUUCUAGAAAAUACUCUCUACUCAUUGUCAUAGAGCAACCAGACUAUAGUUUGCCCACAGAUGGUCCCUGGUACUGGGUGGUGGCGACAGUGAAUGAAUUUCUUGGAGCUGUAAGGCCCCCUCACUGGAUGACUGCUGCCUCUGGUCCUGUAGACAGCUCUAAGGAGAGCAGAUGAGUGAGGGAUGUUGUGGAGACAAGGCUGCUGGUCUUCCUGGGUGCCCUUCAAGCACUUCAGACAUGGGGUUUCCACACGAAAUGCCUUUCUUCCUGUAUCAAGCUAAGAUCCUGGUGUCACUUCUGACUCUGUUCCUACAAGUGAAUCUAUCCUCUAAAUUGUAAGGUCAGAACGAGGGCCUGGGCCUCAGACAUCUCCAGGUAGGAGCCUCAAAGUGCCCCCUGCCUGUGGUCUCUGGUCUUACAGAUACAUGCAGUAAUCCUACUGCACAUACACCUGCAUGCUCAUGAUGUCACUGUCACUCCAGGGUCUUGCUCGUCUUACCUUUGAAACUUAAUGGCUGUGUGUAAGUCCCUGUUCAACCGUGGCUAUGUGUAAGUCCCUGAUCAACUGUGGCUGUGUGUAAGUCCCUGAUCAGCCAGGCCUUUUAAUGCUUUCAUUCUGCACAUGGGGCUUUCUCUAGGAUGUCUUUGUUCCUUCAUCCUUCUACCUGGCAAGUGCAUACAUACCACACACCACAUAUAUACAUGCAUACAUACAUACCACACACACCAUAUACAUACAUGCAUACAUACAUACCACACACACCCUCUUUCUGCUGAGUCAGGAAGCAUCAAUGUUGUUCUGAAUUUGUAGCAUUUUUAUACUGUGAAUUGUAUAUCUCCAUUAGACUGUGCACCCCUAGAUCACACAUCAUUGGGUCACACCUACCUAGGGGUUCCCAUCAAAGGCCUCAGGAAGGAGGCUACAGAGAUGACAGGUAUGAAACAGAACAGUUACCAAAAAAAAAAAAAAAAAAAAAAAAAAAAAAGCUGGGCAGUGGUGGCCUUUAAUCCCAGCACUUGGGAGGCAGAGCCAGGCGGAUCUCUGUGAGUUCGAGGCCAGCCUGGACUACCAAGUGAGUUCCAGAAAAGGCGCAAAGCUACACAGAGAAACCCUGUCUUAGCAGGGUGCAUGAUGGGAGCCAGAGGAACAAACCACUGCUGUGCUCACGCUCAUGUAGGGGCACAGAUGGUGAGGUGAUUGUCACUUUACCCUGGGGACAAGUGAUGCCAACACAGCUGUUCCUGGAGGAAAGCCCUUCAGGCCCGAGAUAAGCCAGGGACACGCUGUCCUGGUGUGGGAGAUGUCAACAGGAAGGCUGCUCAGUGUAGCAGAAGCAGAGGACAUGGCGAGCAGGGAUGCAUGCUGCACAAGCGUGAAGGUGAUGAGGAAGAGCGUAAACAAGAGUCUUAGCCACGAGAAAGGAGGAGUUCAGUGUCAAGAAAGAGUUAGGUCUACUACAGCCUAAAGAAGGGAAGAGAGUUCAAUGGCAGGAAGGAGCUGAGCCCUGCUGAAGCCUAGCCUACAGAUAAAACACAUUGUCUCUUGAAAUUUUACUUAUUCUUUAUGCCAAGAACUGUAUCUUAGUUGCCUUGAGAAACAGUUCCCAAAGAACUGCCUUGUCCUGCUAUUUCUAUAAACUUGCUUGGCUAUAUUUUUUUGGGAGGGGGGUUGUUGUUGUUUCAAGACAGUUUCUCUGUAACAGCCCUGGCCAUCCUAGAACUCACACUGUAGACCAGGCUGGCCUCAAACUCAGAGAUCUGCCUGCUUCUGCCUCCCAAGUGCUUAAAAUUAAGAAAAAUGGAUUGUUAGAAGUCUGUAAUCAUGCAAACUAAAAUGUAAAUCCCACCAAUCAGGAAAACGCUCAAAGGUAGCACUAUACAUACAGCCAAUAGAAACUGUAUUAGGCCGGGCGGUGGUGGCGCACGCCUUUAAUCCCAGCACUCGGGAGGCAGAGCCAGGCGGAUCUCUGUGAGUUCGAGGCCAGCCUGGUCUCCAAAGCAAGUUCCAGGAAAGGCGCAAAGCUACACAGAGAAACCCUGUCUCGAAAAACCAAAAAAAAAAAAAAGAAAGAAACUGUAUGAGACAACAGAUCGGGGUCUGACCACUCUGAGGAUUAGCUUGAGUUAUCAGCAGCUGAUACAAUAAAGUUGAGUUCUCCAUCUCUCCAAGUGCAGAUGGUGGUGUCUGGGGUGGGGGGGUCUGCUCCUCUCACAGCCUGAAAUUGUGGGCAAUUUAUGAAGCAAAGAACAAGAAUUGGUGAGAUGGUCAGGGCAGCAGGAAGCGGCCGUCAUAUCUGGGUGAGUUCAAGGCCCAGACUUUCUUGAAGGCCGAUGACUUAGCAGGGAUUCUGGAAGUUCUCAUCUGGUUGGGGUAUCAAAGCGGAAAACUAACUCAGAAGAAACUUUUACCUGAAAGUAUAGCGCUGGGAGAUGCUGUUGCCUUCUUCCAGGAGGGGGCGCUGCAGGACAGGCCUAGAACUAGUUAGGUUCCGUCAUCCCUGGGCUCUCUCAGCCACAGGCAUCAGGGUUUACUGCUUAAAUUACCCCAUUCCCCGUGACUGCAAGUUCUUGUGCCGGAGAGAUGGAAAGAUGUCAGGAGUCCGGGAGGUGCCUUCAAAGCCUGCGUCUUUUUGUUUGUUUGUUUUCGAGACUGGGUUUCUCUGUAGUUUUGGUGCCUGUCCUGCAUCUCCCUUUGUAGACCAGGCUGGCCUUCAACUCACAGAGAUCCGCCUGGCUCUGCCUCCUGAGUGCUGGGAUUAAAGGCAUGCACCACCACCGCCUGGCAAGCUUGGGUCUUCUAAAAGUAGUCCUGCCUCAUGCCCACUCGAUACUUGCCCCAGUACUGGGAGUUUUACCUCCAAACACAAAGUUCUCUAACCUAAGCCCCACUCUGGGCUAGCAAAAAGGCUCUUUCACAAGUACAUCUUCAGUCUUAGGUGGCACCCUGGCAUCUUUUUGUUUUUGUUUUUUUUCAUGACAAGGUUUUUCUGUGUACCAUUUUUGGCUCUCUUGGAACUUGCUUUGUAGACCAGGCUGGCCUCAAAUUCACAGAGAUCCACCUGCCUCUGCCUCCCGAGUGCUGGGAUUAAAGGUGUGCGCCACCACUGCCUGACUAGGACCAUGGCAUCUCAUAAGUAAGACACACAGGGACAGCUGGAGCUGAGUGGAGUGUUCUGGAGACAGGGCUGUCUCCUGUUACCUCCUACCUGAGGGUGGGCACUGUGCAGCGCCUUCCCAGUUCAGGCCAAGCUGAAUCCUGCUGCAGAGGAGACAACGCCUGGCUGUCUGAGAGAAGAUUCCCACGUGCUGGAAUAAGGUGGUUUAAGGUCAGGAGCUGGAGUCCUCACCAAGGAACUGCCUCUCUGUGCCUUCUAGUCUAAAUAAUGGGCAUGGAUUUUAUUCUGAGAAAGGUUCUUGCUUUGUAGUUCUGACUGACUAGAAUUCUCUAUGUAGACCAGGCUGGCCUUGAACUUACAGCAACCUCAUGCCUCUGUCUCCCAAAUGCUGGGAUUAUAGAUGUACAGCACCAUGCCCAGCUCUAAUGGACAUAUUCACAGCACCUUUCAGAAUGGCUUAGAGAUGAAAUGAUCUGCAUGAGUGGUUUACUCUGGGGGACCAGAACACCAACAGCACUCCAACCUUAUUUUACUUCAUAAGGACAAUGCUUGAAAAUCAGGACACGGCAGGGAAAUAGGCCUGGUGAUUCCCACAAGUGAUGCCAAGAGGAAGAGGAAGGCCUCCCCAGGCCUUUUGGGCAAGGAGCCCAGGAUUUGAAGGAGGAAGACUGGAUAAGGAAUAGAGUUCACAGAGGCUUCACAAUCCAGCAGACUGACAAAGAAAACCAAGGGGCAGAUUUGUCCUUCAAGACCCCACCCAGCUCAGACUGUCCCUGUCUGCAACAGCUAGUUAAUGAACAUGGCCGUGACUAGCCAGCCGACUCAAGUGGUUGAACCUGCUCCUGCUCCAGAGUGGCUCAGGCCCCUUCCUCCUUAUGGUCCUCCCCAAGGGCUUUCCAGGAGCCACAUGUGGCUUCAAGAACAGAACCCUGGGGCUGGAGAUGGCUCAGCAGUUGAAACUGCUUACUGCUCUUACAGAGGACCCAAGUUCAGUUCCCAGCAUCCGCAUCAGGUAGCUCACUACUUCUUGCUCCAGGAAAUAUGAUGCCAUCUUCUGGCCUCUUUGAGUAUCUGCACUCAUGUGUACACACACAGAGAGAGACACACAACAUACACAUAAAUAAAUAACCCAAAAAAACAGAAAAAAACAAAAACAAAAACUUUCCGUGACCUCCAGCCAAAGGUUCCCAGGCUCUCCUCCUAUCUUCUUGAAAUGGCAAGGUUGGCAGCAGCCUAAUAGGAAGCCUCACACCCUGUCUACUAAGGAUAUUUGGAGAACUUCUGGGACUCAGCCACGAGUUGAGCCAUUAGCUCGAGCUGCUAUGUAGUCCAUGAGAAAGGGGACAACUAAUGGACAGCAAAAAGCAAGCGUUCCAUGAUUAAGGAAACCCAGCCCCAAACAAACGGCCACACACCACGAGGUCACGUUUUUUCCGACUUAUUUACUGACAUUUCCCAGAUGUUCUACAGUUGCCCUUUGUCUCCUCUCUGCCAAGUCAGGGGCUCUCCUCCCUAUGUAUAAUUCAGAAAUCUCCUUUUCUGUGGGAAGGGCCUGCCAGGGGGCUGAAAGGGUCUGAUCACACGGGAGGGUGGGCGAAGACCCCUAAGGGAUGUCCUCACCAGUCCUGAGGUGCCCCAGUCCAAUAUGGGCAAGGCUUCUUGCCGUCUCCCCUUAGGACUCAACCAAGCUGGUUCCUUUUGUUGGGCUUUCUCAUCCUGUCAGACCACAAGUCAGGCUGAACAGCCCACAGAUUGAUCUUUCAACUGGCCCUGCUCACUGGUAGAAGCACAAGGGGCCGGGCCACAGCCCUAUCCUGCAUACACUGCUGCCUUGCAAGUCUGAGGAGUCGAUACGGACAGAUGGGCUUUUUUCCGGGCCACCUUCAAUCGGCUCCUAGCCCUGGCCCAAGCUGAUUUAUUAAAAGACACUGUCUCUGCUAUAGCCAAUCACAGUUCCCAGUCCCCUCCCUGGUCCCGCUGCCCGG